CUCGUGACGCCGGACACGCUGCCGCAGCUCCAUAUUCAGUGGCUGCUUGAUGACAAGAUCUGGGUCACACACAGGGAGAGGAGCUGGGGGGAGAGCAGUGACUACUUUAGGGACCUGGAGAUCGUCAUCCAGGGGUUAAGCGAGGUUUUCAGCCCAGGGCUCUGUCUGGAGAACUGCAUCAUGUCCCUAGCCCAGCACUACCAGAAGUGUGUUUCUAAGAUUCCUCUCAAUGCCAUGAUGUGCUCUAGCGAGCCCGAGAGCCCUCAGCCCUCAUUAGCUCCUUUGUCUCCUGCAGUUAUACCGGAGGCCACAGAGAACCCGGCAGGUGACAGCGAGGAGGAGAUGAACCGGAGGACUGAAGAGCACAUCAGGCAGUCUUUGAGCGAUAUUUGCACGGAGGCUGCUGCCAGGCUGUGCCUGAGCGAGCUCGCGGUGGUGCAGCAGUCCGUGCAGGUGAUGGGCACCCAGGAGGACGCGCUCAGCAUCCAGGUCCUG
Leptosomus discolor (cuckoo roller) is the source of this 495-nucleotide messenger RNA. NCBI's taxonomy places the organism in Eukaryota, Metazoa, Chordata, Aves, Leptosomiformes, Leptosomidae. The record is from RefSeq and is a predicted model, not a curated record.